AUGGAGAAUAAGAACAUAAAUACUGGUUACUCAAUUGAUCACGNCUUCGACAGGAUAAGUUAACUCAAUAAAUGUUUCGAUUUGUAAGUGUCUUAUGAUUUAUCAUUUCUUAGAAAAAUCAAGUAGGCAAAUUAAUCAUCAUUUAUCAUUUUGAUGAAAAAAAUGGCAUACCAUCAGCAACACUCUUUGCAGAAAAAGGCUUUGAGAAUGUUUACCUUCUUAGUGGAGGAAUAGAAAAGUUUCUCUAAAAUUAUCCAGAAGCAGUUAUCGGAACUAAAGUACCCUCAUUUCCAAAACCGGAAUGUAAAUAUUAAUAAAUAUAUGUAGAGAACCAGAACAAAAUUAUAAAGAGAUCAAAUUAUAAAGAAGGUGAAUCUUAGAUAAAUAAAUCAGAAAAAGCUAUUAGUGACACGAAAUCAUAAAUUAGUUAAAAAUCUAAAAUUACUAGAUAAUCAAGUGCUUAAAGACAGCAAUAAUAAUAAUAGUAGUAGCAUUCAUAAUUCAUAGAUAAAUGAUUUUAUAAAUAAAUUAAUUAUGUUGUAAUUAUAGGAAUCAAAUUCUUAUUCAGAGAUCAAGCUUCCCUCUAUUGAUUUACAUACUACUCACAGACUUCCUAUUAAAAUGAACCCUAGUUAUAGAUUAAAAUACACUAAUCCAAUAAGAGUGCAAUACUUAAGAUUUUUAGAUCGGAGAAGUUUGGAUUAAAAAUUGAAUGAGCCAUUUUGUUUAGAAAGAUUUGCUAAAAUUAACAAUUACUCUUAUGAAACCAGCCAUGAAUAGUAAGGCAAUCUAUUGUAACAAUUUAAGUGAAUUGAAAUGCAGAAAACCAAAGAAAAAGACUUAACCUAAAGAGAAAGAAGUAUAUUAAAAGCCAACUCUAAGGUAUUUUAAUCCAGAAGACUCAGUAAUCCGUUAAGACGAAAUGGAUUUUAUAUUGAAUCCAAAGCCUAAUAAAUCUGUAACGUCAAAUAGCAAAGUCUAUAUUUCUGAAUGA
Molecule: messenger RNA, 994 nt
Organism: Paramecium octaurelia
Lineage: Eukaryota; Ciliophora; Oligohymenophorea; Peniculida; Parameciidae
Source: the annotation of a GenBank genome assembly